AUGGUCAGGGUGGCGCCAACCUUUGACUUUGUUUUUGACUAUCAGCCCAUCCAUCAAUCUCAAAAGACUGCUCUCUCAGCGCUAGCUCAGCCUGCAAAAAAGAUUACACCUGAAGAGCUCUCCACACUUCAAGUCAAUCAGAAAGUGAAUGUCACUGCUUCAAUUUCACUGGGAAAUGAAAAGUCGAAACCAGUCCAACUGAAAACAUCAAAGGAGAUGACAUCAGUGAAGGAAGAUUGUGUUCUAGAAGAUGAAACUGGAACUGCAACUAUUCAUGUAUGGGAUCCACUUAUUAACAAGAUCAAAAGUGGCACCACAUAUGUGAUUGAGAACCUUUCUGUAAAACACUUCCAAGGAAUCACCCACGUGCAACAACCUUUAAAGAGGCUGAUCGCCAGCUGA
Porites lobata is the source of this 402-nucleotide messenger RNA. The record is from the annotation of a GenBank genome assembly. NCBI's taxonomy places the organism in Eukaryota, Metazoa, Cnidaria, Anthozoa, Scleractinia, Poritidae.